This is a messenger RNA of Spirometra erinaceieuropaei, 8638 nucleotides long. The record is from the annotation of a GenBank genome assembly. NCBI's taxonomy places the organism in Eukaryota, Metazoa, Platyhelminthes, Cestoda, Diphyllobothriidea, Diphyllobothriidae.
AUGGUAUCCUCUGAUAUCCCGUUCAUUUUUGCUUCUAUUUCGCAGUACGCGACAGUCGAGACCAUCGAAGCACUUAUACGAGACAAAUACGAUGAGACGCAGAAUCACCUUAGGUAUGCCCAAAUAUAAAAAGUUCUGAAGUUCUGUCUCAAGACGUAUUUUACGUUUGACCAAACAAUCUACGGACAGGCGAAUGGCACGCCAAUGGGUUCGCCGAUUUCGGGAUUCACAGUCAAGGCGGUCCUACAACGGUUGGAGUCGCUGGUUUUCCAACAUCACAAACUGAAAUUCUGGGCUCGGCAUGCAGAUGAUACCUUCGUCGUCAUCGAACGGGAUCAGGUGCUGGAAUUCAAAGAACGCCUCAACGCCGUCUUCCCGAACAUUCAAUUUAGGAUGGAGGAAAAGGCAAACAACCAGCAAGACUUUCUUGAUGUCUUCGUCUGCCACAAAGAUUGCAGUGGCUUAAAAACCGAAAUAUUCAGGAAUGCAACAAAGGCGGCGCAAGUACUGGGCUACAACAGCAAACACCCAAUCAUUCACAAACGCAGUUUCAUAAGGGCGCUAUGCCAGCGACAAUUACUGACAAGGCAUUAUAAAAUAUUAAGAUGUCGGCGACCGUUUGCGGUGAAAUAAAAAACAUGUAACUACUUGGAUGGAGUCAUUGGCGAAUAGAUGAUAUCGUUGAACUAACACAUGCAUUGCUUUAUCGUAGUAGAUAGUGGUCAUUUAGAAUUUCAAUUUAUUGUUACUCUGCGUGCAACCGUUUGUGAAUAUCCUUCUCCAUGUUUUCUUUACCACGUUGAGCCACAUCCGUUUUGUCAGAUUUCGCAAUGGAUUCCGCUGCCAUACAUUUCUUUUAGCACCAAUUGGACCGUCCUCAUUGUUGAAUUUCUUGGAAAAGGCCGAUACCGUCUUUCCUUGCCCUCGAGAUAUUUAUUUAUGGCAGGCAUAAUCAAUGGGGGCAUCAGGUUUGAAAUUCCUGCGAUAUUUGGACCUCGCUCUCUUGUAUUCCAAUUAGAAAUUUUGAUCGUUGCCAGUAGCGGGAAUCUCUUUACUGGCAUCUCAUUCAAAUCUAUCUAAAUUAGGAAAAAAACAUUAAUAAACAGUAACUUUACAUAUUAUGCAAACACGGGGCAAACAGAGAUGGUUAUUUGCAUUUUAUGAACCAUCUUCAGUAGAUCAAAAUCUAAACAAGUUUUGUACAAGAAAAAACAACCACCUGCUUAAAUUUGAUCAAAACGUUAUGCAAGACAAUUGUGCAGUUGUAUUUUUCUCGGUGGAAACUCGUCCCCUCGUGUUGGAACUGACAGUCAUGUAUUUUCUGUUUGUCCGGAAAAUUGAUGCCGUAGGAAAGAAUUUCUGACUGAAAGGUCUCUUCUUGAACAUCUAUACGUUUAACCCGGCUGACAAGGUGUUCAGCAAUCUUCAGGUUUCUACUUAGGCCGUUGUCGCGAGGACACAUGUUAUUUCCUUAAAAUAAAUGCAGAUAAUUCAGUGCUGAUACACGUUUUGAACUACCUUUUUAAAAAUAAGUAAACUAAGGUGUUAGUAAAGUACCAAUAAAUGUAUCGAGAAACAAGAACAGAUAAAGUUUCUUAAGAUCUUUCCAGAAAUCUUCUGUCAAAUGAUUUGCCCUCUGGUUGGUUGGAAUUAUACAAGCUCACAUUAUCUUUUAUUCCGUAACCUAACGAGAUAGAGUGCUCGUUCUUCGUCAAUGGAAUUUCUUCAAAGUGCAUCUCCACAGUCAUCAUUUUUUUAAACGAAGUGCCGUGAGUUGCCUCCUUAAUCGAGCAGAAACUCACUGCUCUGGCAACGAAACUUACCAAACAGAAUUGAAUUAUUUGUUCAAUUUGUUUUCAGUGAAUGAGUAUCCUGGAGCCUUUGUACAUCAGUGCACAAGGCAACAGAAGUUGAAAAAAGGGAGAAAAAUGCGGAUUUUUACGAUUAGGCGUUAAAACCAUGAAACUGGCAAACACCUUUGUCCAUUAGAAAUGUGUCUGAACUCGUUAAAAGAGACCUGAGGAAGCACCAAAUACACGUGGCGCACAAAGUGACGACUACACCUAGCAACCAACUUGUGCACCUUGAGGAUAGAAAGGGCUAUUUAGAUAAGAAAGAAGUCGUCUUUAGGAUACCAUGCGACAGUUGAAAUGCAAUUUACAAUGGUCAGACUGGAAAGUCCGCCGCCAUAGGCAUACAAGAACACCAGUUGGCAGUUAAAAGACUGGACCAUUCGUUUCAAAUUGCUAUGCAUACGCAGGAAACUGGACAUAAAUUUGGCCGAUGAAGACUCACAUUAAAGGUGUUUGUUCAUCUAAGAAAGAUGGAUAAUUUUUGAGACCAUGCAUUCUGGCAGCUCGAGCAUCAAUUAGCAUAUCGAAUUAGAUACUGUGUAUAACAAUCUCAGAGAAAAAUGUAGAGUCGAUAGCUUAUCAUAACGUGAUGCCAGCCUAUAGUAAAAGUUGACUGAGAAGAGCGACUGUAAAAAACCGAUUAUAUCUGAACUGUUGUGCACACUUUCUUCGCGUUUAAGGACGAAAUAAGAAGCCAAAAUCGAAAAUUUAUAAAAUAAACGUUUAUGAUUUAUCCGGAAGGACCUGUUUCCUUCGAAGUGCCCAUACAUGGUUUUAAAAAUUCAAGAUCAAGAUAUCUUACAACGUUCAUGAUCUCUCGAAGAAGACACAGCUAGAGGGAAAGGGAAUAAAUGUACCAAGUUGUAUUUGCGCUGAAGUUUCGGAAAAUUAAGUACGAAGCAACCUACACAAAGAGCAACGACUGAUCAUUCCGUCGACUGACGUGCGGGGGGUCGACAGACACGGCGAAUUGGCUACAACUACGUCUAUUAACAAGGGGAAAAUGCCACGCAUGUCCUCAGAGGGGUCAAUCGUUCGUGGGUCAAGCAUGGCUAUAAUUCGAGUCCGGCGACAAGACUGAAUAUCUCAAGACCAACAGGAGCGGCGACCACAUAUCUUUGACGACAGAAGCGAGAAAAUUUCCAAGAGGUCAGUAUAUGUACUUUUCGGUUCACCAUCUCACUCUCUCUUCUUCGGGAGAUGGUUAACGCGAUAUACACAAUGAGUGACCGAUCUCACGAAAUGUUAACCGAAAUUCUGAAAUGCGGUUUCUAUCAGGAAGGACUACUUAGUUGCGGUUGUAAAUUGAUUAUCUUGCGGCAUAAUCCUACAAUAUUUCGGACUCGGCAGGAUGUCAGCCUUUGAAUGCACUGCUUUUUUAUCUACUGCAGAAAUGAAACUCGGUAAAAAAUGACUAUUUAGGUAUCAUGAAUGACUUACAUUGAUUUUCGGUGGUACUGCAAAUUCAAAUAUAUUUUAUAGAAACCACGAACAAAAAUAUGCUUUCUCCCAGACGUUUGAUAUUGCAUCAUGCUAUCCUUAUAAUUUAUGCUUAAAUAAGGUAUAUAACUAAGUUUUAAAAAGUGUUUUAUUAUGAGAGACAGUAUCGCACCCGUCCGUUUACCACUGCUUCUCAUGAAAUGUACAACAUGAUCCGCAUCCAUGGUAAAAUUAUGUGGAAUCUAUAUGAUAUCUUCCUAAAGGCAUAGAGGAAUAUGUGAGUUUCUUUACGCGGACCGCAUGCACUUUGUAGACUGUGAUCACUAAGCGCUAAUGCAACGACUGAAUGGGCUCCAAAUUAUUCGGGAAUUAGAAAACUUGUUUAAAACCUAAUUAUACUUCUUGGAGCACAAAAUGUAAAGAUGACGUGACUCUCUAUCAAACGACUGAAGGAAAGCUUAUGUUUCUUCGUGGUUGCUAUGAAAUAUACUUGAAUUUACUAGACCAGCGAAAAUCAGUGUGAAAAUGCAGGCUACCUAAGUAGUCAUUUUUCACCGGAUUCGGUUUCCAUAGGAGAUUGAAAAGAAGUGCAUUCGAAAGCUGGCAUUCUGCCAAGUCCGAAAUAUUAUAGCAUUAUGUCACAAGGUAAUCAAUAUUACACUGGCGCCUAAGUUAUCCUUCCUAAUCGAAAAUGCGUUUGAGAAUUUCCGCCAACGUUUCGUGAGAUCGGUCACUCACUGUAUACUCCUAUAGUAAUACUGGUCUACGGACGUAGGAGAACCUUCGUUUAACGUGUCCCUUACAAAGAGCAAUUGAAUGCGUCACAACACUUACAUGUAGUCAUUCAGGCUUCUAAUAAAAAUAUGGCGAAAAUCACAUUGCAUAGCUACUUUAUACUAUCUGAACCCUUCUAAAUCUAAAGUUUACAGUCAACAUCGAAACAUAUAUUUCUUGUUAUUUAAGUUUUUAAGGUUUAACAUAUACAGCAGCCUGCCUACUUUGUAAGAUUUGAAUCAAAAUCCUGAAGUAUGCUUGCUAUAAGUGAAGAAGAAGAUUUGAGCACCGGAACACUUUGUUUAUUGUCCUGAGCGUUCAGACUCGUACAGGAGUCCGUCGUCAGAGGUAGUGGCAGAAAGAGAACAAGCGGCAGUUAUAAGGCAUGUAGGCCCAAUCAUCGACCAACGGCGCAAGACUGGAGGUGACUACACAGGGCUCUGUGCGCCGGCGCCAAAUCGAUAAAUCGAUUGACCGAGUUCUCACCCGAGGCCCAGGCUUCAAUCAAUUCUCGGCCUGCUUUGUUUCCCGCGUGGGCGACUAUUUCGCUGGUUGCGAAGUUAAACUCGUGACCCACUUAGUAGGUGUGGGCGACCACUUGUGAUAGUGCGUCGCCUCGUCGCACAACCAGCCUAAGUUCGUGUAUGCGCGAUCCGCGCAUGCGUCUAGUCUGUCCUGUGUAGUUACAAGGACACUUUUGACACGGGAUGCAAUACACUACUCCAGAUUGCUCUUCAGGCUUUAGUCGGUCUUUGAUUUUCAUGACCCUAUUGCGCAUGGUGGCUUUGGGACGGUGUGCAAUCCCAACACUUAGCUCCGCAGCAAUGCGCUAGGUCGCUUCUGAAACACCCCUGAUGCAUGGCAGAGAACGCCAUUUCGUCGGUGGCGUUGAUGUUUGAGUUCUCUGGUGGCGACCGCGUAGUCAGCGACUUAUGGAUGCACUCAGAUAGCCAUUUUGUACAAACAAAAUAAUAAACAAACAAAUAACAAACAAAUAAUAAACAAAGUAUUCCGAUGCUCGAAUCUUCUUCUUCACUUAUGCACACACCUGGAACUCUAAAUUUUGCCUUUGUAUGCUUUCUAUUGUGGAGGACUUUUUUGUCCUCUAACCUCAUUACGGCGGUCCGCAAAUACAACAGUCGUUAAAGACGGCUGCUUAAACAAUCUACCAUUUUCUAUUUAUCUUAAAUACCUUCAUAAAUUAAAAUAUAUUCUACAACACCCAUGUCCAAAAUGUACGUUUGCAUUCACUUGACAUCACGUUACGUUUUUUUAAAUAUUUUAACCGAGGAAAUGUUAGUUUGCGGUCCUGAAAAAGCAUAUUAUAACUUAAUUUUUAUGACCGAAAAAUAUCCCUUUUUAAAACAUUGAAACUGUGUGUUUAUAAAUUUUGCUUAUGGAGUAUACAACACGGACCGCAUUCACCGAAAAUUUUCAUGAAGUCCCCUGAAUAACAUAAAGAAAUCUAUGAUUUUCCUCACCCGGAAAGUAUACAGCGCGCGGUUUUGAGAUCGUAAACGCAAGUGCGACUGCAUGUUAGGUAACGCAUAUUUCGAGAAUCGAAAAAGGCGGUUAGAACCAGAAAUACUCCUCAAUCAUGUCUAAAAGACGAAAAAUAUUUGAUUUGUUGACAAAUACGAGCAAAAGUGCUUUGAUGAAGGCUUUGCAUAAGGUGUGCUUGAGUCGACAAGAACAUCGAAAGUCAACUGGAUCGUUUCGGGUUAUUAAAUAAUCACUCAUUUUGGAGUGUGUUUUCUGCAGACGGUCGGAAAGGAGCUCACUUAAAAGCCGUUAUCCUUUGGUAAUUAAAAUAUCUUGGCAUUAUUCCGUGCAAUAAUAAUAAUAAUAAUUGCGACCUUAACUAACUAAUCGUUUCCAAUCGGACUCAUAUUCCUGAACUAUGAUUAGCUUGUCGUUAUACAUACAUAUAUAUGACGUUUGGAAGAGAUGCAGUAAUCUGCAGAACUUGAGAAUACUUACUGCGAGCGGACAGACAAGCACUGCACCGCGUGGUGCAAAGCAAUAAGAGAGAAGCAUAACCGACGAUCAUUUUCAAGGAAAUGAAAAUAUACUUUGCCUGUCUAGACUACCAGACAUUCCAAACGAACAGCUUUUUUCAAAUCAGACACAGGCGCCGUAUACAGUCCUUGCCUGUUUGUCAGCAAGGUCACUCUUUGAAGGCGGAUCAACGAACUAUUUUGUUGCGGCUGCUGUAGAGAGCAGCCGUGGAAAGUCUUUAAUUAAUGACAGAGCUCAUUGUUUCACACAGAUAUAUGCACUCAUGUGUACUAUGCCGCUUUAGUCAUAAAACGUACUACCGCAAAUUUGAAAACAUCAUCCAUGGAAAAAAAAUCACACUGCACACCUUUUACCCGUUCAGCUCGUUUCGGCAUAACUUAAUCUCUCCUAGGGUAGUUUAUCCUAAAUGAAGUAUAUCAGACAUACUUCGGAAAAUGGUAACGCACAGGAACAGUAAUUUAUAAAAAUUUUUUUGGGGGAAACAUUUCAGGGCAGACUUGUUUAUUAAGCAAGAGAGCAUUAAUAUGAGAUCUUCGUUAAGACUGUUCGUUUUAUGUAGGCGAUGAGGUUUUGUGCUUUGGGAGUUCGUGUGUAUUGCGCACACGGCUCUCUAAAUGCAUCAUAACGACCCAGAACUCAACAUUUUGAUACAUACAUUUGAAACAUGCGAUUUUGAUAGCGGAAAUAGACGCUAAUUAUUGCCAAUAGAUGCGAAGAAACGAGUCCCAAGAAGUAGUCUUAAAGAAGGAGACACGAUCGUUGGGACAAGAGCUUUAUUAACCUGACAUUUUGGAUUACUGUUCGAGCCCAUCCUCAGAGACAAAAGCAGAUAAGGGUGAUUCAUGCACAAGGGGCUGCAGUAUUUGUAGGAUGCAGUCACCAUGCUACCGCAUCCCCAUGAACAUUCACGGCUCCCCACUUCAUCCGGGAUCGUUGCACUUGUCGUACCAAUUGUUUGAUGACCAUCCUAUAAAUACUGCUGACCUUUGUGAAUGAACCACCCGUAUCUGCUGUUGUCUUUGAUGAUUGGUUCCAGAAGUAAUCCGAAACGUGUCUCCUUCUUAAAGUCUACUUCCUUGGACUCGUCUCUUCGCUUCUAUUGGCAGUACAUUUCGACGCGAUGCUCUCCGAUCGGCCCGGCGAUGGGAAACCUUCGCCCUUCAGGAGGCCUCCACGUAUUCGCAGAUCCGGUUUCUGCACAAGUGUCGCGACAAUAAUGUGUUACCGAAAUGUUUUUUAUACAGGCUACCGAUUAACACCGAUUUAGCGAGACGGACAGUAUUUCAACACGGCAGAAGGAUGAUUCGAGUGCUCCUCCAAGAUUGUCACGCGAGACUUCGCAAGUAGCGUCAAAGAUUGACCGAGAAAAGACCAGAUGCUGUGAGUUGAUGGGCAAAAUCGGUACAAAUAUGGUCCAGCAGAAGGUAACUGAACAAACCCGCGAACAGAGAACGAUACGCGAUGCAGCACUGGAGAACAAAUUCCGAAAGCCGCCCAAUCCAACAUCGCCCAGAAACGACAAACUCGUGCACAACCUGUCAUCAAAGGAGCUGACGAAGGAUCAGAUGCAGGUUUAACGGUAUGAAGUUUCAUUUAACACGGUUGACGCCAAACCUGCUAACAUGAUUGCAGCAGUAGAAUCAACCUUUACUCGGACGAAGACAACAGAGGAGACUAAGAGCCUCGUCCGACACCAAGCGUCGUCUCUCCUAAUGGCCCACAGGCCGCGGGAAGUGCUUUCCAAGGUCGAACGUGAUGCGCUUAGAAAAUUCAAGAUCGAAAAAGACCUUGUCAUCGUGCCAGCGCCACGGUUGUAAUGGAUAGGACAGACUACCUUCAAAAAGCCAAAGGUUUACUUGAGGGCUGACAGUUCUAUUUCCCAUGUGCAACGAACCCUUUAAAGGCGCUGACACGCGAAAUUAAUGCUGCAUUGUUGGACUUGGAGAACUCAGGUGCAAUAACACCGACCGACAGACGCAUGACGAGACCCCAAGAUACGGCAUUGGCCCGAUUCUAUGGCCUCUCUAAGUUGCACAAAGACGGCGCUCCUCUCCGACCCAUCUUGUCACUCAAAGGGACUCCACCGUACGGACUGGCUAAAUGGCUGUUCCGGUGUCUCAAGUUCCUGACCGCUGAGACAGACACCGCGGUCUCUUCGUCAGCACAAUUCCUGGAGAAACUCAAAGGGGUAAGCCUCCAUCCAAAUGAGGUCAUGGUAUCUUUUGAUGUUACAUCCCUUUUUACUUCUAUUCCCCAGGACCUGGCGAUCGAGACAAUCGAACUGCUUCUACAAAGCAAAUACGAUAAAAACGGAGAACCGUCUUGAACGCGCUCAAGUCCUUCAGCUCCUGAAGUUCUGUCUCAGGACGUACUUCAUGUUCGACGAGACAAUCUACGAAAAGGUGAAGAGCACACCAAUCGGUUCACCGAUUUCGGGAUUCAUCGCCGAGGCGGUCCUACAACGGUUAGAGUUACAGAUUUUUCAACACCACAGACCGAAGUUCUGGGCCCGGUAUGUGGAUGAUACCUUCGUCCUUAUCGAUCGGGAUUAG